Messenger RNA from Diospyros lotus (date-plum), 2700 nucleotides. Its product is annotated as BTB/POZ domain-containing protein SR1IP1. The record is from RefSeq and is a predicted model, not a curated record. The transcript has 5 exons. Lineage: Eukaryota; Viridiplantae; Streptophyta; Magnoliopsida; Ericales; Ebenaceae. Bases 594 to 2465 code for a protein of 623 amino acids. Gene Ontology annotation, molecular function: protein binding.
CUAACCCUCUGUAUGAUAAUCCUGAAAGGAACCAAUGAUUGCACCGUUUGUGGAUGAUAUCUUUUUCCAUGCCUAAAGUUCUACCGUUAGCCGCCACCAUCUCAUCUUCAAAAGAACACCAUAUGAGCUCCCCACCACACAUUCGAAACUACAUCUUUUAGUCCUAUUUACCCUCUUUUUUUUUUUUUGUGUGUCUUUGAAUGCCCAAAAUACCAUAUGCUUUCUACCACUGUUGUUCAAGUGACUAUCCUGCCCAUGGAUAGACUCUUCAUUUUGCCAAAGAGGAGACCUAUUCUGGGUAAUUAACCCGCACACGAUAGUUUGGACUGAUUUUUCUGAAAGGAAGAAAGAAGAACAUCAAUAAUGAGAUCAUUACAGAAUGUACUCCUCUUCAAGCUGCUGAUACAGUCUCUUUUCAAUUGAAAGAAAGAAACGGCAACCAAGUAAAGAAACAGAUGGCAAGUUGAUAGAGUGUUUCUGCUCCCCCAGAAACUUUAACUGGAGCUGCAGCAUGUGCAUGCCUUCCUACUUUUGCCUCCGUGUUGACUAUAUUAUGGGGAUGUGAACAUGGUAAACAUACUCCAAUCACUGGCAUGUUGGGUAUUGAUCAGGAGGAAACUGCACCAGCUGCCACUUCUAACAUGUCUGCCAAGAAGAAAGAACUACAGUCCACUGCCAUGAAGAGGACCACUGAAUGGAUUUUCUCCCAGGAAAUUCCGAGUGAUGUCACUGUUUGUGCUGGUGGAAAUUCCUUUUCAUUGCACAAGUUUCCGUUAGUCUCAAAGUGUGGAUACAUAAGGAAAUUGGUAUCUGAAUCAAGUGAUUCUGAUCUUUCUAUGAUUGAACUCUCUGAUGUUCCCGGUGGGGCAGACGCGUUUGAGCUAGCAGCAAAAUUUUGUUAUGGAAUUAAUUUUGAAAUGAAUACAGAAAACAUUGCCAUGCUUAGAUGUGUGGCUGAAUAUCUUGAGAUGACAGAGGACUAUGUGGUUGGAAACUUGGUGGCGAGAACUGAAGCUUAUUUGAAUGAAGUUGCACUUAAGACCCUUGCAGGGGCAGUUUCCAUCUUGCAUAACUCGGAGAACCUCCUUCCGGUCUCGGAGAAGGUAAAAUUGGUCAGCCGAAGCAUAGACACAAUAGCAUAUAUAGCCUGCAAGGAUAGCCAAUUUUCUAUCUCAAGUAGAACAGAAAGUGGUAUGGAGGGUGUCAUUUCUUCUUCAGGGUCUAACCUGAAACCCAUCGUUGAUUGGUGGGCUGAAGAUUUGACUGUCCUCAGAAUUGACAUCUUCCAGCGGAUUCUAAUUGCGAUGAUGGCAAGAGGGUUUAAGCAAUAUGCAUUGGGUCCAAUACUCAUGCUCUAUGUGCAAAAAUCCCUUCGAGGUUUGGAUAUAUUUGGCAAAGGGAGGAAGAAAAUUGAGCCAAGACAGGAACAUGAGAAGAGGGUUAUUUUGGAAACAAUAGUUAGUCUUCUGCCAAGGGAGAAGAAUGCCAUGUCAGUUAGCUUCCUCUCUAUGCUGCUUCGGGCUGCAUUAUACCUUGAAACAACUGUAGCUUGCCGGCUUGACUUGGAGAAGCGAAUGGGUCUGCAACUUAGCCAAGCUGUUCUUGAUGAUUUAUUGAUCCCUUCAUUUUCUUUUGAGGGGGACACAUUGUUUGAUGGGGAUACAGUGCAGAGGGUUAUGAUGAAUUACCUUGAAUAUGAAAGGGAGGGGAGCCAUUUGGGCUACAGUGCAGAUGAAGAUUUUGUUUCUCCUCCCCCAAGUGACAUGGAAAAGGUUGGGAGGCUAAUGGAAAACUACCUUGCUGAAAUAGCAUCUGACCGUAACUUAUCUGUAUCAAAAUUCAUUGCUCUUGCUGAACUUAUACCAGAACAAUCAAGGGUAACAGAGGAUGCUAUGUAUAGAGCCUUAGACAUCUACUUGAAGGCCCAUCCUGCUUUGAGUGACUUGGAAAGAAAGAAAGUUUGCAGUGUGAUGGACUGCCAGAAGCUAUCUCGCGAGGCCUGUGCUCAUGCUGCUCAGAACAAUCGGCUCCCUGUCCAAACUGUGGUUCAAGUGCUUUACUAUGAGCAACAACGACUCCGCGAGGGCAUGAAUGGCAGCCUAUCAGCGGGUGAUCAGUCGCCUGCUCUGCCCCCUAAGGCGAACUUUUUCACCACCGACAGCCACCCAGUUUCAGAUGAGCUCUCCAGCCUAAGACGAGAAAACCAGGAUCUCAAAUUUGAGCUACUCAAAAUGAAAAUGAGAUUGAAAGAAAUUGAAAAACCAACUGAAAGAUCGGCUGCAAGCAGUCCAUCAGGAGGGAGCCAUUCAUCAGCUGCCGAUAAGCCUCCCCUGCCUCGAAAAUCAAUCAUCAGCUCCAUGUCCAAAAAACUGGGGCGAUUAUAUCCUUUUAUGCGCGGCGACGGAGUCACGCCUUCCAAAGGCCGGGCCAAACCCAGCAGAGAUCGUCGCCAUUCGAUAUCAUGAGACACUCAUCUCUCCGCCCAGUUCCAUUGCUAGCUACUUUGUGAUCGAGAAAGAGUAUGAUCUCUUUGUUAAGUUCUUGUGAAGGCUUGUAUUGUCUUAAUUUAUCUCUUUUGAUUGUGCAAUGUUUCUGUAAUUAUGUUGUUAUUCUUUUGUCAUCUGGAACAUUAGUUGAAGCUGAUCCAGUGAAUUUAUCUGAAAAAGUGAAUUUAUCGGUGUCCCAGACACCCUUUUUUCA